AUGGCCGCUCGCAAAGCUCCAGCCGAACCGUUGCUGGUGAUCCUAGGCUCUACAGGCACAGGUAAAUCCGAGCUAGCCGUAGAACUGGCAACGCGGUUUAAAGGCGAGAUCAUCAAUUCCGAUGCUAUGCAGCUUUACAAUGGCCUGCCCAUCAUAACGAACAAGAUCAGCCAAGAGGAGAGGCACGGCAUUCAACACCAUCUUUUGGGCCAUAUUCCACUGGACGACGCUCCUUGGGACGUAGAAGAUUUCAAGUCUGAAGCCACAAAGGUCAUACGCGAAAUCCGCGGUCGUGGAAACCUACCCAUUCUCGUUGGAGGGACUCAAUACUAUGUUGACCCGCUUCUUUUUAAAGAUGUAAUCCUUGAUGACGUGCAGAUAGACCCCUCCUUGUCGUUUCCAAUCUUGGAGCAGCCUACAGAUGUGUUACUGGAAGAGCUGAAGAAGGUUGAUCCGAUUAUGGCGGAGAGGUGGCAUCCGAAUGAUAGACGCAAGAUUCAGCGAUCACUCGAAAUCUACCUGCAUACGGGUAAACCUGCAUCAGAAUUAUAUGCAGAGCAAGAGAAGCGCAAAGCUGCAGUUGCUCAAGAACCAGGGACAAGUCAGCCUUGGGAAAAGUUGCUCUUCUGGGUCUAUUCAGAACGAGAUGUCCUUACUGCACGGCUGGACAGUCGAGUAGACAAGAUGCUCGGCGCCGGACUCUUGGACGAGGUUCAAGAGCUGUUUGAUAUGAAAAGGAACAAGGCUGCUGAGGGUCAAAUCCUGAACAUGACAAAGGGCAUAUGGCAGUCCAUUGGCUACAAGCAGUUUGAACCAUACAUGGCUGCGAGAGAAGAGGGCAAGGAUGAAGCUGACCUCGAAAAAAUCAAAUCCAACGCUCUGGAGGAGAUGAAAGCGGCAACGCGCCGGUAUGCAAACUACCAAACCCGAUGGAUCAGGCUGAAGCAGAUCCCACGCCUCAAGGAGCAAGGCCCCGAGGCAUUUGGCAGCUUAUACUUGGUGGACAGCACCGAUGUCUCAAAGUUCAAAGCCAAUGUUAUAGAGCCUGCUGCCGAGAUCACGUCCAAGUUCCUCGCUGGGGAAUCGAGGCCGGUACCCACUGAGUUAUCGGAACUGGCCCGAGAGGUGCUUACACGAGUGAGUGAGCCCCCGCCAAAGGACAUUCCAUGCAAAAGAACAUGCGAGAUAUGUCAAACAGUCUGCGUGACGGAGCAGGCCUGGCAACGGCACAUUAAGAGUGCUGGACAUAAACGGGUCAUGAAGAAGAAGAAGAGACUGGCGCUUGUACCGGUAGACAAGACUCCAGACAACCAUUCCGAUAGUGAAGCAUCUUCGGAUCCUGAUGUAACCUCAAUCUUUGCCACUUGA
Messenger RNA from Trichoderma harzianum CBS 226.95, 1368 nucleotides. RefSeq lists its product as hypothetical. Gene Ontology annotation, cellular component: mitochondrion. The record is from RefSeq and is a predicted model, not a curated record. Lineage: Eukaryota; Fungi; Ascomycota; Sordariomycetes; Hypocreales; Hypocreaceae. Gene Ontology annotation, biological process: tRNA modification. Gene Ontology annotation, molecular function: tRNA dimethylallyltransferase activity; ATP binding. The transcript is spliced from 2 exons. Bases 1 to 1368 code for a protein of 455 amino acids.